Molecule: messenger RNA, 6845 nt
Organism: Pungitius pungitius (ninespine stickleback)
Lineage: Eukaryota; Metazoa; Chordata; Actinopteri; Perciformes; Gasterosteidae
Product: rootletin-like
Exons: 37
Coding region: 201-6263 (2020 amino acids)
Source: RefSeq, a predicted model, not a curated record
GGGUGGGAGUCGUAAACCCCGUAGCUGUUAAUCCCGCUGUCCUCAAUCUCUCUGGCUGUCUGCACCGGACGAGGCGACGGGUCACGCGGCUCCAUCGCACCUGCUGCACCUCGAAAUACGACGUUUUUUCUUCUUCUUUACUAAACGUGAAGGAACGUUGACGUGAUCUUGUUGUGGAGGGAUUUUAAAUAUUAGCUGCGAUGAGCGCUGCAGGAAACUCGGACACCGACUCCAACAAACUGGAGUCUGUGAUACAGAGGCUGGAGGAGAGCGUUUUGUCGGAGGAGAAGAGGCUGACCGUCCGGGGCCCUUCGCCUGACGCCCCCCCCACGUGUCUACCAGCACGGGUGCGAGAGAUUGUCACCAAGAACCUCAACGAAACAUCCGGGGCCAUGUCCUCGGUCGUGUCCCUCCAGGAGGAGAACCGGGUGCUGCAGGGAGAGCUGGCGAGGCUGGAGGACCUGCUGGCGCACAGCCGAGCCGACCGAGACGAGCUCGCCAUCAAGUACGGAGCGAUUAGUGAGAGGCUAGAGCAGGCGCUCCGCUUCGAGACGGGAGACGGGGAUCACGACUCCCCGGAGUCACUCAGCCUGGUGCAGCAGAACGUGGACCUGCGGCGGCGGCUGGAAGAGGAGCAGGCGAGCUACAAGCGGAAACUUACCGCAUACCAGGAGGGUCAGCAGAGGCAGGCGCAGCUGGUGCAGAAGCUGCAGGCCAAGGUGCUUCAGUACAAGAAGAGGUGUGGGGAUUUGGAGCAGAUGGUGCAGGAGCGGUCCUCUGAGUUGGAGAAGCACAGGCUGAAUGGCCCUCGUGAAUCAUCAAACGUUCCCCAUCAAGACGAAUCAAGCAGCAACCUGGAGGACGCCUUAAUCCGACUGGAGGAAGAACAGCAGAGGAGCAGCAGUUUGUCGGCGGUGAAUGCCAUGCUGAGGGAGCAGCUGGAGCAGGCCGGCUUGGCCAACGAGGCUCUCAGCCAGGACAUCCGCAGGCUCACCGCUGACUGGACGAAGGCCAGGGAGGACCUGGAACAAAAAGAGUCCGACUGGAGGAGAGAGGAGGAGUCUUUCCACAGUUACUUCAGCACUGAGCACAGCCGACUGCUGAUGCUGUGGCGGCAGGUCGUCGGGUUCCGGAGGCACGUCUGCGAACUGAAGAGCGCCACCGAAAGGGACCUGUCGGAUAUGCGCAACGAGCUGGCUCGGGCGUCCCACUCUGCUCAGGUGUCCUGUGCGGGUCUGUCGGCCGCGCUGCAGGGCCGGGAGGGAGGAGCGGCGCUGAUCCUGGAGCGGGAGAGAGCGGCGCGGGUCCAGCUGGAGACGCAGCUGAGGCAACGAGGGUCAGAGGCGUCGGCUCUCCAGACCAGGGCCGACUCCGAGAGGAGCGAGCUCAACCUCAGGUUGACGGAGUCGGCUCAAGAGGCGGAGAGGCUGAAGGACCAAGUUGAGGAGCGAGACAGAGAAAUGGUCGCACUGGUGAGAAGGCUUGAGGAGCAGAGUGGCAACAAUGAGAGCGACAUGCAGGCGAUGAGAUCUCACACCGAGACACUGUUGGACACCAUGCGGGACAUUGCUCAGACGGUUUUGUCUGACACCGAGUCGUCAUCGGAGGCCGACCAGGACAACUCCGGGGCUCCGCUGCUGGCGUUGAUCCGGGGUUUCUCGCCCCAUCGCACCUCCUCUCCUCGCAGGUCCUCCUCCCCCUCCCGGCCCACCUCGCUGGCUCCUCCUUCUGAGGCGGCGUUGUCAGCUCUGUGCUCUGCCGUCACUAACAAGACGCUCCAUCUGCAGGAUGCGCGAGGGCGUCUGCUCUCCGCUCAGUCUGCGGCUCAACAGUUACGCAAGCAGCUUUCAGAGAGCGAUUCGGCUAAAAGAGAUUCAGAACAACGGAACCAACAUGUGCAGAGAGAGAGGGAUGCUGCUCAGAGAGAGAGGGAGAUCGCACAGAGGGAAAGGGACCGCCUGAAGCAGGAGAGAGACACUCUGGCCAGCGAGAAGGUGAGCUUGGAGAAGAACCUGCAGGCAGCUCAGAGCAGCAACCAGAUCCUGCAGAUGGACUGCGAGAAGCUCCGGCUGAUUGUGGCGUCCACUCAGCGAGAGCGAGGUCACGACAGGGAGGAAAAGGAGGCCGCCAAUCAGGAGAGAGAGCGAGCCAAGGCCGAGACUCAGAGGGUACAAAAGCAGUGGGAUCAGAGCGAGAGUCGAGCCUCUGCUCAGCGAGCAGAGUUGUCGGCGGUGAAGGAGAAUUACCAGCAGCUAGAGAUUGAGCGACAGCUGCUGGAGCGAGAGAAAGCCCAACUGGCUGAGGCACUUGCUCGGGCGGAGGGCAGCAACGCAGAGCUCUCUCUGCUGCUCCACAAGCUGCAGUCUGAGGAAGCAGCUCUCAGGGACACUCUGGCCAAGAUGGGAAGCAUGAACGAAGGACUGGCCCAGGACAAAACGGAACUUAACAAUUAUAUUCUUCAGCUGGAGGAAGAGAAGGCCAAACUGCAGGCUGAGAGGCGGGAGGCGGAGCAGGAGAAGUUGACCAUCAGAGAUGAGCUGGUACGGUUGGAGCAGGACCGGCUGGAGCUGGACUCGGGUCACACCACGCUGCACCAGUCGCUGCAGGAGGCCGAGCUGAGCCGGGCGGGGACGGAGGCAGAGCUCCAGGGUCUCAGGGCUGAGACAUUAAGGCUGCAGGAGAAAGUCACUCAGCUUUGUGCCGAGGUGACCUCUCUGGAAUCGGAGCUGAGUCUCGCCAGAGGAGAGAGCCAGCGGAACCAGGUGGCUUUAGAGGAAACCGGCCGCGGUCGGGCAGAACUGGUGCGAGACAAAGCGGCGCUGGUGGUCCAGCUGACGGCGUCCGAGAGAGAGAACACAGUUCUGUCAGAGGAACUAACUGCUUUCAGGUCCGAGCGGGAGCAGCUGGAAACCAGUCUGUUUGAGGCGCAGCAGCAGCUGGUUCAGGUGGAGUCUCGUAGGGAGCAGCUGGAGACGGAGAACCAAGACCUUCGAGUCCGCUGUGAGACUGCAGCAGCUGACGUGAGGCGUGUGCGCUCGGAGGGGGAGAAUAUGGUGACGCAGGCUGAGAGAGAGAAAAAGCUUCUGACUCAGACCCUCAAUGCUGCUCAACUGGAGGCUCAGCAGGCUUUACGCAAAGCCACCUCCGACCAUCAAGAGGAAGUGGAGAGGCUGGUCUCAGAAAAGGAAGUCGUGCGGCACAGCCUGCUGAUGGAGCACGAGGGCACCCUGAGGAGGCUCCACCUGGAGGCGGAGGAUCAGCUCCGCAGGGCGGAGAGAGAAAAAGAGGAGCUGCUGGAUGAACUGAGGAGUCUCCAGCACGACAGAGAUCAGAGUUUGCUGCAGGCUGAGACGGAGAAACAACAGGCACUUUCUCUGAAGGAGGCGGAGAAAACAGUUCUGUCUGACAGGGCGUCCGCGCUGCAGGCCGAGCUGUCAGCCGCAGCCCUGGAGGCCGAGCGGCUGUCAAGGGAGGCAGCUCAUCACAAAGAGCAGGAGCAGAUCAGAAUUGGGGCUCUGACUAGCGAGCUGCUGGAGCUUCGGUCUCAGCUGGAGGACGCGGCUUCUGUUCACGGAAGGGAACUCCACAGUCUACGAGAGACCUGUACUGAUCUCCAGUCACGUGCUGAUGUUGCUCUCAAAGAGCUGGACCAGUGCAGAGCUUCCCACUUAGCGAACGAGGACAGUCGAGACCAGCUGAGGCGGGAAUUGUUGGACUGCGAGCGGCGUCUCAACCAAAGUCAGGACGCGGCCGAAAGCAGCAGACGGGAGGGGGCGGAGCUGCGACGCAACCUCGCCGACGUCUCCAAGGAGAGGGACACUCUCGGGCAGUCAAACACGCAGCUGAGGGUAGCGCUGCGCAGCGCAGAAACGGAGAGAAUCAGUGUGAAAAGGCAGUGCGAGGAGAAGGAGCAGAGGCUCGCCGUGCUGGAGGAGAAUCUGUCUUCUAAUCUGAAGGAGGUGACGGACCUGCGGAGCUGCCUGAGAGAAGUUGAAAGGUCACGGCUCGAAGCUCGGCGAGAACUCCAGGAGCUCCGCAGACAGCUGAAGGUUCUUGAUGGGGAGAAGGAGCAGAUGGGGAGGGAGGCGGCAGAGCUGCGGAGACGCUUAUCACUGGAGGAGCACAGAGAGGAGGAGAGGGGGAAAGAGCUUUUCGCCCUCAAACAGAAGUUAACUGAGGCUGAAACAGUGCGAGACUCCCUCAAGAAAGAAAUUUCGGUGACUCAAAAGCGGCUCCUGGACUCGGAGUCGGGGUGGCGCGGCUGCGAGAGGGAACUGAGCGCUCAGCUGCAGGAGGCGCGGGGCUGCGAGAAGAAGCUGCAGGACGAGGCCAAGAAUUUGUCCCUGCGCGCUGAGGCGGCUCAGGACGCUGCCGCUGCGUCCAGCCUGCAGCUGAGCGAGGCCCAGGGCAGACUGGCCGCCACAGAGGCGGAGCUGACCCGGGCCGAGGCCGGCAGGAGGGACCUGGAGUACCGCCUGAGCAGCGUCCAGUCUGCGCUGACGCGAACACUGGGCAUCGGAGCGGGCGGCAGGGGAGGCAGGGGGAGGAGCCCGGGGGGGGGCUCCACAUCGCCGGGACCGAUGUCACGCCACCACAGCAUCUCCCCCCUGCGCUCCUCGCUGUCGCCUCCUAAAGAAUUUCGAGUAAUUACUCCUGACAAUACUUUAGGCUCCGUGUCCCCUGAGAGGGGGAACACACCGCUGCCUCAGUCUGAGCUGGACCCCGACUCACUGAGAAGUGAUCUGAGAGACUUCCUCCUGGAGCUGCGGGAGGCGCAGAGAGAGAGGGAUGACGCUCGAUGCCGGCUGGGGGGCCUGCGGCGGGAGCUGGAGGAGCUGUCGGGGGAACGGGACUCUGAUCGGAUUCGUCUCACUCACCUGGAGAACAUGUUACAGGAAGUCCAAGAAGGGAAGCGCGGAGUGGACGAGCGUCUGACCACCACCCAGGUUUUGCUCCAGCAGCAGGAGGAGGUGGUGAGGAGAGGAGACAGGGAGAGGAGAGCCCUCGGUGACAGGGUGAAUGAUUUAGAGCGAGCGCUGCAGACCUCCCAAGCGGAUAAAAAGCAUACGCAGGAUCAGUUAAAUAAACAGCGCGCCGCUGAGGUGCGUCUGGAGGCGGAGAAGAAGCGCCUGCGGGAAGCGCUGGAGGCAUGUGAAGCCCGGGCCACCAGGGUGGAGCUGGGGAGGCGCAGCCUGGAGGGGGAGCUGCAGAGAUUCAGACUGAGUUUUGGAGACCGGGAGGCCGACAGUUUGGCCUCUCGGGAGCGCCACGACUCUCUGCUGAAACAGGUGGCAGAGGCAGAAGCUCGUGUGUCUCUGCUGCAGAGCGACGUGGAGCGGCUCAGCCAAGCUCUGCUCAAAGCUCAGGAAGGUGAGUCUGUCCUCAAAGAGAAGACCUCUUCCCUCAAAAAGAGCCUGCAGGAGGCCGAAGCUUCUCACAGCAGCACACAGAGUUGUCUGACCUCUCUGCAGAAGAUGCUGAGUGUGGCCGAACAGGACAAAAGGCUUCUACGGGAACGCGUGGAUGAAGCCCAGGGAUCACUAGUGGAGGGGAAGAGGAACAUGGUCAUCCUCACUGAGCGGGUGCAAAGCUUGCAGAGUGAGCUGGACCAGAGCGAACUGAAACGACAGGAAGUGGAAGCUGAGCUCAACAACACUAAAGAGGCUCUGCGUCAGCGCGCAGCCAGCGCCGCAGAGGCCCAGCGCAGCGCCCAGUCAGCCCAGAAGGAGCGAGCCGCGUUUGAGGAGCGGCUGCGCGGGCUGCAGCGAGCGGUCGCCAUGCUCGAGACCGAGAAAAAAGACGCCGAGAGGCAGGCCGUGAGGCUGGAGAAAGACAAAGACGCACUGAGGAAUACGCUGGAUAAGGUUGAACGUCAGAAGUUAAAGACCGAGGAGGGCAGCAUGCGGCUGUCUGCAGAGAAAAGUCGCUUGGAUCGCUCUCUGAGCACCACGGAGCAGGAGGUGCAGGAGGCGCAGCAGCAGAUACUGAUACUGCAGACUCAGCUGGCCGACACGGAGCAGUCUCACGGCCUGUGUGAGAGUUUGGUGAAGCAGCGCGACGACGCCCAGCGGGAGGCGGAGAGACUGAAGGCCGGCCUGAGGGACGUGGAGCGAACGCUGGGGACCAGAGAGCGAGCUCACCGACACAGAGUCAAAGGCCUGGAGGAGCAGGUGUCCACCCUGAAGGAGCAUCUGCAACAGGAAAUGAAAAGGCGGCAACCAUCUCUCCCGUCCUCCUCACUGUCAGCAGCACAUCAAUCCUGAUCUAGUGAAAACCCCUAGUCAUGAGAAUCUGAAAGCGAUACGUCCUCACAAAACAUUCCUUUAUAGUCCAACUAUAUGAUUCCUGAUAGUCCAACUCAAGUGUUUUAUUUUUUCACACCACUAAACUGUCAUUCUCAUGACACGCUGAAGUAACGGAGCGACGGAAUUCAGCAGCUGUGCAAGAAACGCCGGCUGAUUACUGGCAACCAUCUGCACUCGAUCCGGGCUCAACAUCUUCCACGACUUCCUGCCGUAUUCAACCCUGAAAACCCGAAUCACUGCAAGGACACAAGGAUGAGAUAUUCCCAGUUGUUCUACAUUGGUGUUAAUGGUUGAGGACACUAAGAGAAGGGAAGGCCGGACUUUACUGUGCGCGAGUCCCAGGAAUCAGACGGAUGGAACAUAGUGUUGUAUUUUCUCUCAGAAGUACUCACAGAUUGAGCUAAUUAUGUGUUGUAUAGACAGCUUUAUAACUGAAAACGUUAGAAUGGUAUUGCUUGAUAUUAGUUGUACUAGGUCUAUAUCUUUUUUAGGACAGACAGACUGAUGGUUAAUAACAAUAAAAUGACUUGAAUGGACAAA